Hevea brasiliensis (rubber tree) is the source of this 2402-nucleotide messenger RNA. Its product is annotated as protein TORMOZ EMBRYO DEFECTIVE-like. Gene Ontology annotation, molecular function: U3 snoRNA binding; protein binding. The transcript is spliced from 12 exons. The record is from RefSeq and is a predicted model, not a curated record. Bases 280 to 2172 code for a protein of 630 amino acids. Lineage: Eukaryota; Viridiplantae; Streptophyta; Magnoliopsida; Malpighiales; Euphorbiaceae. Gene Ontology annotation, biological process: endonucleolytic cleavage in 5'-ETS of tricistronic rRNA transcript (SSU-rRNA, 5.8S rRNA, LSU-rRNA); endonucleolytic cleavage to generate mature 5'-end of SSU-rRNA from (SSU-rRNA, 5.8S rRNA, LSU-rRNA). Gene Ontology annotation, cellular component: nucleolus; 90S preribosome; small-subunit processome.
UGAUGCAACUAUCUGAGUUUGGGAUCUUGUAGCCAAAGUGUAUAGCAACAUUAGAAAGACAUUUUUCAGCAGUGACCUCUUUGGCAGUAUCUGAAGAUGGAUGGACAUUACUUAGUGCUGGAAGAGAUAAGGUUGUGAACUUGUGGGACCUUCAUGGCUAUGUCUGCAAGAUGACAAUUCCAACUUAUGAGGUGUUGGAAGCUCUCUGCGUAAUUCCUUCGGGGACUCAAUUUUCUUCAUUUCUGAGUUCAUACAGUCAGCAGAUUGGAAAAGACAGAAAUGGAUCAUCAGCAAUUUAUUUUGUCACUGUUGGUGAGCAUUAGGAUUAUGCGGAUAUGGAACUCUGAACGUGCGAUUUGCCUUUAUGAACAAAAGUCCUCAGAUGUUACUGUCACCUCAGAUGCUGAUGAAUCAAAAAGAGGCUUCAUUGCUGCUACUAUGCUUCCUUUAGAUCAAGGAUUGCUUUGUGUGACUGCAGAUCAGCAGUUUCUGUACUACAUACCAGUUGAACACCCUGAAGAGAAGUUCAAGUUAGUACUAAGCAAGAGGCUUAUUGGGUACAAUGAAGAGAUUUUGGAUAUGAAAUUUUUGGGUGAGGAGGAAAAAUUUCUUGCUGUUGCUACAAAUCUUGAACAGAUUCGAGUGUAUGACCUGGAAUCUAUGUCAUGCGCUUAUGUAUUGACAGGUCAUACUGAAAUUGUUUUGAGCCUUGACACCUGUAUAUCAAGAUCUGGGAGGACACUUAUAGUUACAGGAAGUAAGGACAAUACUGUAAGGUUAUGGGAUUCAGAAAGCAGAAACUGCAUUGGUAUUGGCACAGGUCACAUGGGAGGUGUUGGAGCUGUCGCACUUUCAAAGAAGUGGAAGAAUUUCUUUGUUACUGGCAGCAGUGAUCGAACCAUCAAGGUAUGGAAUUUGGAUGGUAUCUCAGAUGACAUGGACCAGCCUGUUAAUUUGAAAGCAAAAGCAGUUGUUGCAGCUCAUGAUAAGGACAUAAACUCUCUGGCUGUUGCGCCGAAUGAUAGUUUAGUGUGUAGUGGUUCUCAGGACCGGACCGCAUGUGUCUGGAGGCUUCCAGAUCUAGUAUCUGUUGUUGUACUUAAAGGGCAUAAAAGAGGAAUUUGGUCCGUAGAGUUCUCACCAGUUGAUCAAUGUGUGAUUACAGCUUCUGGUGAUAAAACAAUAAAGAUAUGGGCUAUAGCUGAUGGAUCUUGCUUAAAAACCUUUGAAGGGCACACAUCAAGUGUAUUGAGAGCAUCAUUUCUUACUCGUGGCACCCAAUUGGUUUCAUGUGGUGCUGAUGGUUUGGUAAAGCUAUGGACAGUAAAAACGAAUGAGUGCAUUGCCACAUAUGAUCAACAUGAGGACAAGGCUUGGGCCUUGGCAAUUGGUAAAAAGACAGAAAUGUUUGCAACCGGUGGCAGUGAUGCAGUUGUUAAUCUGUGGUAUGACUCAACUGCUGCUGAUAAAGAGGAAGCUUUUCGUAAAGAGGAGGAAGGAGUUUUAAAAGGCCAAGAAUUAGAAAAUGCUGUGUUAGAUGCUGACUACACUAAAGCUAUUCAAAUAGCAUUUGAACUCCGCAGACCUCAUAAACUUUUUGAGUUAUUUGCUGAACUAUGCGGGAAGAGGGGAGUUGACUAUCAGAUGGAGAAAGCCUUACUUGCUAUUGGUAAGGAAGAAUUUCGUCUACUUCUCGAGUAUGUUCGCGAAUGGAAUACAAAGCCGAAGCUGUGUCAUGUUGCACAAUAUGUGCUCUUUCAAGUUUUCAACAUCCUUCCUCCGACACAGAUUCUAGAGAUUGGAGGGAUCGAGGAGUUUCUUGAAGGUCUUAUACCAUACUCCCAGAGGCAUUUCAGCAGGAUAGACCGACUAGUUAGAAGCACAUUUUUGGUGGACUACACUUUGACAGGAAUGUCAGUUAUUGAGCCUAAUAUUCAAGCUGCAGAACCAAAGGAGUUGUCCCAUAUACCCACUAAUGUUAAGGAUGAUGACAUCGUUCUUUUAUCAGAACAAGCUGAGAAAGAGCAACAGCAGACUCCUGAAAUGUUGAAAGAGAGAACAAGUUCAAAGAAACGGAAAUCAAAGCGAGCCAACAAACCUAGUGAUAGAUCACAUAAGAAAGUUAAGGGUGCAGCUUCUACAAGCGCAGCAGCAAUUCCAUUACAGGCAUAGAACAGUUCAUUCCUGUAGUGUACCUUUUGAUUAUUUCUUAGAACUGGGCUAUUAAUUUUAUUGGAGAGGAUGCAAUUUUGACCAUGUAAAUUGUAGAAAAUAUCUUCCAAUUUUCCCUCCAAAGAACUCUCCAGUAUUCUCUGAAUGGCUCCAUUUAUUUAAUUUUUUUUUAUCACUUUGUAUCUGAACAUUGUAUGCUAAAUUUUGUUUGUAUAAGAGAGAUUUAGCAA